UUUGGUUCUUGAAGAGCUAUUGUUGCCUUCACGUAACCUCUAUCCUGCGCCUUGGGGUCCUCGGACACAUAGAUCAUUCGCAAUAUCGCUUUGUUGACUGAACCCUCAGCAUUUGUCCGGCGAUUCUUUCAGGAUGUCACCAUCUCCUCUGGAACAACGACUGUCCGCCCUUCUGGAGACACGUCGAUCCCAAUCAAAACUCCGCACUUUAAAGUCAAGUCCGUCUGGAUCAGUAGACUUUUCGUCCAACGACUUCCUGUCCUUGUCCACCAACCAGGAGUUCAACGACGACUAUCUCCAAGCUUUGAGCAGAAGCCGGAUACCUCUGGGCUCAACUGGGUCCAGACUCCUCGAUGGUAACUCGCAACAUGCUGAGAAUCUGGAACGGGAGCUCGCGGAGUUUCAUGGCGCUGAGGCUGGACUUCUGGCCAACUCCGGUUUUGAUGCGAAUGUUAGCAUUUUCGCGUUUCUUCCUCGGGAAGGAGAUGUCAUCAUCUACGAUGAAUUAAUCCAUGCCAGCGUACACGAUGGCAUGAGGCAGAGCAGAGCACGGCAGAGAGUACCCUUCAAGCAUAAUGAUGUCGUUGAUCUGGCCCGUGUCUUGCAGAAGUUUGCCUCUGGGGAUUUCAGCGGGACCAUUUUCAUUGCCGUCGAGACGGUCUACAGUAUGGAUGGCGAUCUGGCGCCCUUGACAGAGAUUGUCGAGCUUAUGGAAUCGACCUUUCCACACAGGAAUGCUCACCUCAUAGUGGAUGAGGCGCAUGCCACGGGGCUUUACGGUCCCAACGGCUCAGGAAGAGUCUGCGAGCUCGGCCUCGAGAAUCGUGUCUCCAUCCGUCUGCACACGUUUGGCAAAGCCCUAGCAUGCAAUGGGGCCAUUAUUCUCUGCCCCCCUGUCAUACGCCUCUAUCUGAUCAACUACGCCCGACCCCUAAUCUACACGACAUUUAUGUCCUACCCUAGCCUAAUUGCAAUCAAAACAGCAUAUAGCUGGCUACAAUCGGGGAAGGCAAAUCUACUUGCCGCAAAUCUGUAUCACCUAAUCGACCAUCUUCACACUCAACUUCAGACGUUGGUGGCCGCCAAACCUCAAGCAACGAAAGAGAGUCUCGAAAAUCUCAUCACACUACCGGGUACUUGCCCAGAGUCGCCUAUCUUCGCCAUUCUGAGCUCCCAUCCUCGCUUGUUGGCCGCACACUGCCAGGCUGCUGGAUUUAUUGUGCGUCCGGUCGUUGCGCCGACGGUGCCCGAGGGCACUGAGAGAGUUAGAGUUUGUCUUCAUUCAGGAAACACUAUUGAGCAGAUUGACAAGUUCGUGGCGUGUGUCAGGGAAUGGCUCGAGAAAGCAGUCGUGGGCAUAGGAAUGCAGAACGAAAUCAACAGCCUCAACAAGAGACCUAUGCAACACUCUGGCCAGCGCAGCACCGAAGCCCUGUUACCGGCAAAGAUAUGAGGCUGGCAGGGGACGCUGCCAACGUUAUUUGACCCUCUUAUGGUCAAUCUGCUUGAGACAGAAUAUCUGCUGCCAAUCCCCAGUGAUGAUGGCUUUGGAGAGGAGUAAUAAGAAGCUCCAGGAUUACAGGUUUAGAUGAUGCUUGUGCUUAUUGCAUCAAGCCUAGCACCUUCUGAGAGGAAAGUGCGCGAUCGCUAUAUCUUGGGAAUGCUGAAUAGGGGUGCGGAAAUCCACUAAGAUAUCUUGGACGAAUGACACCGAGAACGAGCAGUGGCCAGCGAACUCUUGCCACUAGUCUGCAGUCGAAGGAGAGCAUAUCUGCCAACAUGUUCUCGUUGAAGGACUUCCGGAACGGUUUUCAUCCUACGGCACUUGCGCAACGAUCUAGCUGCACGCGCCGUGGUAGAGCGGCUGGCCUUUAUGCAGGGUAGGCCGACUAAGGGGAUUUCAGCGACAUCAGUGCUGCAGAUCGUGACAGGCAAGUCCAAUGUCAGUGCGAAAUAUUGCCGCACUAACAGGUAAUCGCGCGGCGAGCGGCGAGUUCGGGGAGUAUAUCUCGAUGGAGGGCGCAGAUUCGAACAACAAGAAGAAGUCGUCAGCAAGCCUUGGAUGAAGAUGUAGAGGCUCUAGGGACGCAAAGGAUCCCGGGAUUGCAGACAACGACCGACUGCAUAGGUCACUGUAGGAGUGGGUGGUGGGAAGGCGCCGCUUGUCAGUACUACUGGAGUUUGAUAUAAAGCUACAGUAGCGAGUAGAUUUGUCCUACUAUUGCCAGAAAGCGGCUGGAAAGACGAAUAAAUACUAG
Exophiala xenobiotica is the source of this 2258-nucleotide messenger RNA. RefSeq lists its product as uncharacterized. Gene Ontology annotation, biological process: biosynthetic process. Gene Ontology annotation, molecular function: pyridoxal phosphate binding. The record is from RefSeq and is a predicted model, not a curated record. The coding region runs from base 134 to 1453 and encodes 439 amino acids. The transcript is spliced from 3 exons. Lineage: Eukaryota; Fungi; Ascomycota; Eurotiomycetes; Chaetothyriales; Herpotrichiellaceae.